CUCUCUCUCUCAGUCUAGAGUCGAUCUACAUUCUCUGAAGCAAAGCAAUGAUGACGGAGGAGAGAGAGGAUAUGUUGUCGUGGCCUCUGAUCGGGGAGAAAAAGGAGAGAGGUAGAUUAGUAAAGGAGGAAGUGAAGAAACAGCUACUGUUGUCUGGGCCUUUAAUCGCAGUGAGUCUUCUUCAGUUUUGUCUGCAAAUAAUCUCAGUCAUGUUCGUCGGACAUCUUGGCUCUCUUCCUCUUUCUGCCGCCUCCAUUGCCACCUCCUUCGCCUCAGUCACCGGCUUCACCUUCCUUAUGGGAACAUCAAGUGCGUUGGACACAGUUUGUGGUCAAUCGUACGGGGCAAAAAUGUACGGAAUGUUAGGCAUACAGAUGCAAAGAGCAAUGCUUGUUCUUACUCUUUUCUCUAUUCCUCUCUCCAUCGUUUGGGCCAACACAGAGCACUUCCUUGUCUUCUUCGGCCAAGACAAGUCCAUUGCACACCUCUCUGGCUCCUACGCCAGAUUCAUGAUCCCUAGCAUCUUCGCCUACGGUCUUCUUCAAUGUCUCAACAGGUUUUUGCAGGCGCAGAACAAUGUGUUUCCUGUGGUGGUUUGUUCUGGAGUCACCACUUCUCUUCACGUGAUCAUCUGUUGGGCCUUGGUGUUAAAGUCUGGUUUAGGGUUUAGAGGAGCUGCUGUGGCGAAUGCGAUCUCCUACUGGCUUAAUGUCAUUCUCUUGUCGUGUUACGUCAAGUUUUCGUCUUCUUGCUCAUUGACCUGGACUGGUUUCUCUAAGGAGGCUCAGCACGAUAUCAUCCCUUUUAUGAAGCUAGCUAUUCCUUCUGCAAUUAUGGUUUGCUUAGAGAUGUGGUCCUUUGAGCUUUUGGUUCUCUCGUCAGGACUUCUUCCGAACCCGGUUCUAGAAACUUCUGUCCUCGCAAUCUGCCUUAAUACAUCAGGAACAGUCUGGAUGAUCCCGUUUGGCCUCAGUGGCGCCGCAAGCACAAGGGUGUCAAAUGAGUUAGGAGCAAGAAAUCCGAAAGGAGCUAAGCUUGCGGUUCGCGUGGUCCUGAGCUUUUCCAUCGUAGAGAGUAUACUAGUUGGAUCGGUUUUGAUACUAAUAAGGAAGAUCUGGGGAUUCGCUUACAGUAGUGACCCCGAAGUAGCCAGAUAUGUAGCCUCGAUGUUGCCGAUUCUUGCCUUAGGUCACUGCCUAGACAGCUUCCAAAGCGUUCUUUCAGGGGUUGCUAGAGGAUGUGGAUGGCAGAAGCUAGGCGCUUUUGUGAAUCUUGGAGCAUACUAUCUUGUCGGAGUUCCGUUCGGUUUGUUACUUGGUUUUCACUUUCACGUCGGUGGUCGGGUCAAGAAAGCUACAAGCCGAGUUGAGUCUUCUUCAGAUGUGAAUGAAAUUGCAGCAGACAACGGGUCAAUUCUAAUUAGUUCAAGCCGUUGCUUCAAUUCACGAGCCCAAUCCUAUGAUCUCAUCACAAAGACGAUCACUUCUUCUCUGCAAGACGUUUUAACACGACCCACUUGGCAAAAUCGAAGCUUUGUUCAAUGCAGAAGAGUUUCCUCCCAUGCUCAGAUGGCUUAUGAUCAUCAAUCUGUGACGAUUGAGAAAUUUGAUGCUUUGUGUGAAGAAGUGAAGAUAAGAGAAGCCUUGGAAGUUGUUGAUAUCUUGGAGGAUAAUGGAUAUGUAGUGGAUUUUCCCAGGAUUUUAGGGUUAGCUAAACUAUGUGGUGAAGUAGAGGCUUUGGAAGAAGCUAGGGUUGUUCAUGACUGUAUCACUCCUUUAGAUGCUAGAUCUUACCACACGGUAAUCGAAAUGUAUUCUGGUUGUGGAUCCACUGAUGAUGCUUUGAAGGUGUUCGACGAAAUGCCUGAGAGGAAUUCAGAGACUUGGUGCAUUAUGAUGAGGUGCUUAGCGAAGAACGGAGAAGGCGAACGCGCAAUUGAUAUGUUUACGAGUUUCAAAGAGGAAGGGAACAAACCCGACAAGGAGAUAUUCAAAGCGGUUUUCUUUGCGUGUGUUUCUCUAGGAGACAUUAACGAGGGAUUAUUGCAUUUUGACUCUAUGUACAGAGAUUAUGGUAUCAUUCCUAGUAUGGAAGACUAUGUGAAUGUAACCGAGAUGUUAGCAGCUUGUGGUCAUUUGGAUGAGGCAUUGGAGUUUGUUGAAAGAAUGACGCUGGAACCGAGUGUUGAAAUGUGGGAAACACUGAUGAAUCUUUGUUGGGUUCAUGGAGAUUUAGAGCGUGGGGAUAGGUUUGCCAAGUUAGUGAAGAAACUAGAUGCCUCAAGAAUGAACAAAGAGUCAAAUGCAGGUCUUGUAGCAGCAAAAGAAUCAGACUCUACAAAGGAGAAACUUAAGGAAAUGCGAUAUUGUCAGAUGAUGAGAGACGACCCAAAAUUGCGUAUCUGUCAGUUUAGAGCAGGAGAUACUUCACAUCGGAAGAAUGACGAAACCGUUGCUGCAUUGAGGAGUUUGAAAGUGCAAAUGUUAGAUAUGGGUUUUGUCCCUGCGACUCGGGUUUGUUUGGAAAAAGUCGAAGAAGAGGAAAAAGAGGAACAACUUCUUUUUAGAAGCAACAAGCUUGCCUUUGCUUACGCGCUCCUUCAUUCAAAUGCUCGGAAACCAUUUACUGUUACACAAGAUAUGCGAACCUGUAUUGAUGGCCACAAUACAUUUAAGAUGAUCUCACUGAUAACCGGCAGAGAACUGACACAGCGAGAUCAACGUAGAUUCCACCAUUACAGAAACGGGGUCUGCUCCUGCCGAGAUUACUGGUGAGCUCUAUGGUUCUUCAAAACCUACAUCUCCUCAACUUCAAAUGGUGAUUUUACUUAGCUUGUUAGAGAUUUUCUUCCUUAUUCUUUUAAUAAAUUUCUAGAAUAUGACUGAAUGUUUCUUUCCCAGAACGUUGGUAUAUAUCGGUUGGAAAAUAAAUUCAGGAUUAACAU
Messenger RNA from Arabidopsis arenosa, 2944 nucleotides. NCBI's taxonomy places the organism in Eukaryota, Viridiplantae, Streptophyta, Magnoliopsida, Brassicales, Brassicaceae. The record is from the annotation of a GenBank genome assembly.